AUGGCUAGGUCCAAGCCCACCCAGUGCCUCACCGGCGCCUCCACCAGCCAGGCAGCCAGAUCCUGUGCUCGACAGCUCGUUUCUCGCCAAGCGCACGCCGCCCUCCCUUCGGCGGCCAGCAGCCAAGCCGGGAGUGUGGCGGGGGACAACCCCCACCAGCCCGCGGACGGCGUCGCCUCCUCCCGUAGCCGCCGCGCCGACUUUGCGGAUCUGCAGGCCCACAUCGCCGAGCUGACGGAGGAGCGAUUUGCGCUGCAGCGGGGCCUGGCGCAGCAGGCGCAGCAGGCCGCCACCGUGACGGCCGAGCACGAGUCCAUGGUGCAGGCCUUCAACCAGCAGGCACGUAAGGGAGGCGCGGUGGUGGAGGCGCUGCAGCACGAGGUCUCAGCGCUCCGGGAGCAGCUGGCGGAGGCGAUGGCGCGGGAGGAAAGCCUGGCGCAGCACCGGGACGCGCUGACCCACGCCGCCACCGCCGCACAGGAGAGGGCCCAGGACCUUGCCAUGGAGGUCGUGGCACUGGAGGAGUCCCUGCUGCAGCACAAGUCCGCGACCCUGAAGCAGGGCGUGGAGGAAGGCGCGGCGGCGGGGACAGCCGCCCGCCUGCAGACACAGCUGAUGUCCUCCGAGAGGCAGCGGCAUGACCUGGAGGAGGACCUGCGCAGCCUUCGGGAGGAGAACGCGGCCCUGAAGGACCAACUGCGGGCCGCGUUUGCGGCCAAAGAUGAAGGGGUUGCAGAGAAACAGGCCGUGGGCGUCGCCUCUAGGUCCGCCGCCGGAGCGGGCGCCGCGCACGAAACCGAUCAUGCAGGCAUACUGUCAGCUCCCGACCCUCCUGUGCCGGAGACUGGGGAGGCUGAGACCGCCAGGACCACUUGGGACCCCCUGGCUCCCAGAGCGCCGGCGCCCGCGCCCACCCACGGCCCCGGCCCCCCGCCGGGCCUGCCCCGUCCCGAGCCCGAGCUGCGCCAGGGGUCUGCAGCCCUGCCGGCCGCCCUGGAGCUCCUGCUGCCGAGGUACACCCUGGUACAGGCGGAGGAGGGUGGGUUGAUGGAGAGCGAGGCGGUGCUGGAGACGGUGCAGUCCAUUCAGGGUCUGCUGACGAGCCUGGGUGCGCGGCAGGGGGAGCUCCUCGCCGCCCUGCGCCGGAAGGAGAUCGGAGGACUGAUCACGAGCCGAUUCAUCGGCAUCACCCCCGAUUCCUCCCUGACGCGGCUGGACGUGUCAGCGGACGACCAGGACAACUUUGAUGUCGUCGAAACCGAGGGGAAACCGGUGGGAGGCAAGGAAGUGGCCUUGCUGGGCGACCUUUCCCGCUGGUUGGAGGACCCGGAUCACCGCAGGGUCCAGUUCAUCACCAGCAUCCUCGGCCUGCUGUGGCCGACCCUGUCCUCGGCUGUGUACAAGGAGGUGCUGGUGCAGGCCAAGCAACCCCUGGAGGAUGCCUGCAAGAUGACCAAUGGCCUGGUUGCCUCCCUGGCCAUCACGAAGCUGGACCUGGGGACCAUCCCCCCGCGCCUGGACAGCUUCAAAACCAUGCACUCAGAGUCGGAUGAGCUGAUCCUGGAGGCCCCGCUGUUCUGGGGCAGUGACUUAAAGGCGGCAGUGUCUGCCGUCCUCAAAGUCGGAAAGUUUGGGCUGAUCGAGGUCCCCGUGGAAAUUGCAAACGUUCAGAUCAAGGCGCUUGCAAGGAUCACCAUCAAGCCCCUGGUGGAGACGCUGCCGUGCUUUGGUGGGAUCACGCUGUCCCUGAUGGAGGCGCCACAUGUGGAUCUGGAUGUGCACUUGGCUGGCUCCGCAGAUCUGCUGGCCCUCCCCCUCGUCCCCGAGGCAGUCAAGCUUGCCAUCAAGAUCUUUGCGGGGCAGAUGCUGGUGUACCCCAAUGAAAUAUCGGUUCCCAUCAUGGAGAACUUUGGGGUUGUCAACGGUAAGAAUCUGAAGAGCUCCUGGUUUGACAAGGUCGACCCCUUUGUGAAAGUAGAGGUGCGAGAGGGCAAGGGCCUGCAGACGACCACCAUCGACAACAACAGCCACCCUGAAUGGAACGAGACAAUGCUGUUUGUGGUGGAUGAUCCGCUCAAGCAGAGCGUCAAGAUAUGCGUGAUGGAUGAGGAUGUCAUGUCCUCCGACGUCGUCGGUGUUGCCGAAGUCCCCCUGAAGGGCGCAGAGUUUAUGCUGCAAGCAGGACGCAGCGUCAGGGCCACCAUCCCUAUCCGUGAGCCGCCGCCCCAGGACGACGCCGUGAUGCACCCUGAGGCGGCGCCGGAUGCACACGAGGUGGCAAGGGACCUCAAGGGCGAGAACGCCACCGAUGCGCAGGCAGCGGGGGCGGUGGUGGAGGUGGGGCCGUCCUCCGAGACCUCGACGCCGCGGGAGAGUGGGGACACAGGGGCCAGUGGGGGCGGGACCCCGGAGAAGAAGGAGAAGAAGAUAUCCAAGCUCCUGCGCAAGCUGAAGCUCAAGAAGGGCCCCUCGCAUCACGAGGAGGACACAGCCUCCAGCAACGUGACGACGCAUGCAAAACACUCCCCCGCAUCCAAGAAGAAGGAGGGGCACCGGAAGAAGCAUGGGAAGGAUGCGCAGGGCGAGGUCACGGGGCACCUGACCCUGGAGUUCAAGUUCACGCCCUUCCGGGGCGCAGCCACAGUGACCGACGGUCUGGAGGAGCCCAAGCGCGUGGCACCGCGCCAGGCAGGGCCGGGGUGUGGGGGGAGGGGGAUGGCCCGCGGAGGGGUGCGCGGCCGCGCGGCGGGCGGCGGCCAGUGCACGCGCCAGUCAGCUGACGAGUGCCCGGAACCCCUCCACGACCCCCCUGGGCACCCCACCUCUUCACAGGUCAGCAGGAGCACGACCAAGCGACCCAGGGCCGAGGACAGGGGCCUGCUCUCGCUGGACCUCAAGCGCUGCAUCGCGCUGGAGGAGGAGGCCGACACGUUUGUCCAGCUCACGCUGCACGACCCCACCCGGGGGUCCAGCUCCGACACCGUCUACAAGACGCCAGUCGUGCUGGAGGAGCAGAACCCACAGUACCGCUUCAAGACCGACUUUGUCAAUGUGUCGGCCAUGUCCACCCUCACCCUCACCGUCUUCCAACGGCCCAGCUUCACGGCCUCCACGAUGGGCAAGAUCCCGUUUGUGCACAAGGCCAAGGCCAAGCAGAUGGGGUACGUGCAGAUCAAAGCCAGGAAUGUGGUGGACGAGGAGCGCAUCAGUGGGAAGUGGGCGCUGCAGGAGGCACAGACGGGAGAGAUGGACCUGGCGAUUUCCUGGCAUGCCAUCGACGUCGAAGACUUUGGUGACCUCUGA
This is a messenger RNA of Auxenochlorella protothecoides, 3303 nucleotides long. Its product is annotated as Extended synaptotagmin-3. Gene Ontology annotation, cellular component: endoplasmic reticulum. The record is from RefSeq and is a predicted model, not a curated record. Lineage: Eukaryota; Viridiplantae; Chlorophyta; Trebouxiophyceae; Chlorellales; Chlorellaceae. Gene Ontology annotation, molecular function: lipid binding. The transcript has 21 exons. Bases 1 to 3303 code for a protein of 1100 amino acids.